Nematolebias whitei (Rio pearlfish) is the source of this 4685-nucleotide messenger RNA. RefSeq names its product nuclear factor of activated T cells 5a (gene nfat5a). Lineage: Eukaryota; Metazoa; Chordata; Actinopteri; Cyprinodontiformes; Rivulidae. Gene Ontology annotation, cellular component: transcription regulator complex. The record is from RefSeq and is a predicted model, not a curated record. Gene Ontology annotation, biological process: calcineurin-NFAT signaling cascade; regulation of transcription by RNA polymerase II; cytokine production. Bases 237 to 4574 code for a protein of 1445 amino acids. The transcript has 12 exons. Gene Ontology annotation, molecular function: RNA polymerase II cis-regulatory region sequence-specific DNA binding; DNA-binding transcription factor activity, RNA polymerase II-specific; transcription factor binding.
GUGUGUGUGUGUGUUUGUCUGAACGGAGCACGAAACGUGUCUAUGAGGAAAGACACACACCCCAACGUGAGAUGUACUAGCUAGAUAACGGUUUUUUGUAUUGAAAGUUUUAUUUUUACUACCCCGAGAUUGGUUCGAUGCUGUACCUCAUACGGCGCGGCAUUUCGCAGGAAUUAUUGAUUUCGUUUCUUCUAAAGACUGUCCGCUCCUCCUCCUCCCCUCGAUGAAGCGCUGCGAUGCCCUCUGAUUUUAUAUCCCUCCUUAGCACGGAUAUCGACCUUAAUUCCCCUAAAUCUCUAUACUCGAAAGAGUCAGUAUAUGACCUCCUCCCCAAAGAGCUCCAGCUCCAGUCACCGUCCACCCAGACAGACCCACCCACCAUGAGCCAGAAGAGUGGGGGAGAGGCAGGACCUCCCCCCUCCACAGCCUUGGCUGCAGAUGCCACCUCAUCCACCUCCAGUUCUUCUGCUUCUUCUUCCCUGGCCAUGGGACCUUCAUCCAGCGGCCUCUCUACCUCAACCUCAGACCGUCUCACAGUUGCUCAACAUCUCCACUCCACUGGAGGCGAUGGAGCUGCAGCUUCAGAGAUACAAGGUAUGGAGGCUGCCGGAUCUGCCCCCAGCAGAGGCAACAGUGGGGCGAACGCCACAGCAGGAGACAUAGGGUCAGGAGUGAUGUCAGGACUAAGUGUGCAGCAGCUUCACAACACCCCAUCAAAACGAAGGCCUGUAUUGAGCAUAUCUCCACCACCUGAGGACCUGUUUGACGACAGCCAAAUGUCUUGCCAAGAGGAACCCACCGUAUCAGGCGCACCAGUUCCAGACUCGGAGCACAGCAACAGCAUGUGGGCUGAUGAUUCUGUCUCCAACUUCAGCGUGAUCAGCUCCAUUUCAUACAAUGACAACACAGAAGUUCCACGCAAGUCCAGAAAACGCACGCCUCGCCAGCGACCCGGCCCCAAGCCCACUCCUCCAGAGAACAGCAUGGAUGUGUUUGAUGCUGACAGCGCCAAGGGUCCUCAUUUUGUCCUAUCACAGCUGGGCACAGACAAGGCUAGCUCUCUUGAUUCAGGGACUGCAGUGAAAGGUGGGUCACUGUCUGCCCAGUACCCUUCUAGGAGUGAUGGAAAGGAACUAAAGAUCCUGGUGCAGCCAGAGACCCAGCACAGAGCUCGCUAUCUGACUGAAGGCAGCAGAGGUUCUGUUAAAGAUCGCACGCAGCAAGGAUUCCCCACGGUCAAGCUAGAAGGUGUUAAUGAGCCAGUUAUGCUGCUGGUGUUUGUGGCAAAUGAUGCAGGCAGAGUGAAGCCUCAUGGUUUCUACCAGGCAUGCAGAGUAACGGGACGAAACACCACUGCCUGCAAAGAGGUGGACAUAGAGGGAACCAUGGUUAUAGAGAUCCCGUUGGAGCCAAGCAAUGACAUGACGCUCGCGGUUGACUGUGUCGGAAUUUUAAAGCUACGUAAUGCAGACGUUGAGGCGCGUAUCGGUGUGGCAGGUUCCAAGAAGAAGAGUACACGUGCCAGGUUGGCCUUCAGAGUCAACAUCCCCCAGUCUGACGGAUCAUUCCUUACUUUACAGGUCCCCUCAUCACCCAUCCUCUGCACCCAGCCAGCUGGAGUGCCAGAGAUCCUGAAGAAGAGUCUUCACAGCUGCUCGGUUAGAGGAGGGGAGGAGGUUUUUAUAAUUGGAAAAAACUUUCUCAAAGGAACCAAAGUUAUACUUCAGGAAAACCCUGCAGAUGAUAAUUCCUGGCAAGCUGAGGCCAAGAUUGACAUGGACCUUUUUCAUCAGAAUCAUUUGGUCGUGACAGUCCCUCCAUUCCACAACCAGUCGAUCACUUCUCCUGUGUCUGUGGCAAUUUUUGUGAUGACCAAUGCUGGCAAAUCACAUGAGGCCCAGCUCUUCACAUACACUCCUGAGCCAGCUGAUAAUUCAAAUGUCCAGACAAUAAAAACAGAGGGGUCCUCCCUGGUGGAGACCUGUAUAUUUGAUGGUCAGAUCAAAUCUUUGUCCCCUGAGCAAACUGACUGCUCUGAUCAGCCUUCCAAACGGCAGGAGGACACACCUAUGGAAGUGUCUAGCAAUCCUUCACCCACAGACGUUUUCAAGUCAUCCCCUGACCCGCUCAUCUCCGUGCAGCAGACCCUGGAGCUCAACUCUAGUCCUCAUCCAAGUGGCGGGUCUUUUGAGAGCCCAAUGCCCCUCCAGCCUGAAGAUGUAGAGCUUCCCCAAGCACCUCCUGUCUUCUCUGGUCUAGAGUCUCUCAGCGCCAUACAAAAGCAAGAUAUUAGUUCCACAACCUCCUUCCCAGUUUCAGGAGAUACCACUAUCCCCCCUGUAACACCAGAGGUUCCUCAGCAAAUCCUUAGAGAUCCUCAGGAAAGCUUGUCUCCUGAAAGCUCUGAUAAUAGUGGAAGCAUUGUGGUUGUAGCCAUGCCUCAAAUUGGAGCUCCUUCUCAACCACAACCCCAACAGUCACAGGUAUCCCUGUUUCCUCAGGAAGGAGUGGCCCAACUUGAGAGGGCAGUGAGGGAGCUGCAGGCUGGAAGUAACCCCACGCUCCAGCAGGUGCUGGAAGCAGCUGUAGUGCAGCAGCAGCUGAAUUCUGUCCUUUACAGCCCCACACCUUCUGCAGAAUCCUUACAGCAGCAUGUUCAGGAGAACAUGAACAGCCUCAGAUUGGGAACCACAGAAAAUUCGCUGUCUGCUCAGCAGCAGUUACAGAUGCAGCAGCAGCAACAACAAAUGCAGCAGCAGUUUCAGCAACAUCAACUUCAGCAACAACAGCAAAUCCUUGAAAACCUACAGCAGCAGCAACAGCAGCAGCAGCAAGUUCUCAACAACAUGCAGCUCCAACAACAACUUAUAUUACAGCCCCAAGAUCAACAACUGCAGCAGCAGCAAAUCAUUGAGAACAUUGCACAGCAGCAGCUGCAACAAAAUCAGCAACAAGUACUUAACAACAUUCAGCUUCAGGAUCAGCAACAACAAAAUCAAAUGUUUGCUAAUUUACAACAGCAUCAACUACAACAGCAGCAGCAGCAGCAAAAUCAAGCAUUGAGUAACUUACAACAGCAACAACAGCUGCAGGAGCAGCAGGUCUUAGAGAAUCUGCAGCAGCGCUUACAAGCCGAGCUGCUUCAGCCACAGAUUCACUCCUCUGCCCAAACACAGCAGCCUGUCUCCCUCCUGCAGCAGGCUGGGGAGCUGCUUACCAUUCAGACCAGCUUUCCAACACAGCCUCCGUCCCACACAUCGCCCCCACAACAACUCUUCCAGUCACCCAGACCUCUGGCUGAGGCCCAGAGUACUCAACAGCAGGUCCAGGCUGCCCUGCUUCAAAACACACUGAGUGUUCUCACUGGUGGGAGUCUCAGCUCAGAGCAACCGACCACAGCCUCGACCAUAUAUCUGUCCACAAAUCAGCCCCAACAGCAGCAGCAGCAGCCACAGCUGGCAUUCAUCUCUUCUAUGGAGACCUCUAACAACCAGCCCCAGUCAGUUUCAAUGUUUCAGAACGAACCCCGAGCUCAGCUUUCCCAGAUGCAGCCACUGAGCACCCCAAUGGAGCAGCAGCAGUCCCCACAGCAAAACCAACAGCAGCCACAACAAAUUCCAAUGAGCCAGCAGGCCUCUCUGUUCCAGACUAUUCCAAACCACUCACAAACAAACCCUGUCCCCCACAGCCAAAUUACACAACCCCAACAAACAGGCCUGCUUCUCUGUACUACAGAUCUAAAUCCACAAGCUAUUCUCUUCAGUACCCAGAGUCAAGGUCCUUCCCCUAUAGGAAGCAUUAGUGUUGGAAUCUCCCAGCCAGACUCCACAGAGCCCAUGUCCUUCCAAGUCCAGAGCUCUUCAGGCAGCAACUCAUCAUCCCCUGCAAACCAACAGCAGAGUUUAUUUCAGGAACAGCAGCCAAUGCAAGUGACGCCAAGUCCCAACCAAGUCCCCAGCAAUCAACCUAUGAAGCUGUUCAUACCGCAGACAUCUCUGUCGAGCUUGCAGGGCACCAUCGGCUCACAAGAGCUGAACACAGAAGCUUCAGCUCCUGCUGCGACCAUCUUUGUGGUUCAAGGUGGCAUGGGUGUGGUUGCCAACCCGGGUCAGCAGCCCUCGGAGCAGCUUUUCCAGACUACGGUUGGUGGCCCUGUAGCUCCACAAGGACAGCCCAAACUGUUUCUUUUUGGCAUCCAGAAUGACUCGUCCCAGUUGCUCAGUUCUUCUGGACCAAGCCUGCCUGCGCAGAACCAGACCCAGAGUUCCGGUCACAUGCAGCCCCUGUUGGAUCAGCCCAUGGCUCAAGCUGCCUCCAGCGUGCACAGCAACUUGCAAAACACCCUUCAGGCACAAAUGCAAACCAGCCUAGAGAAUGCAAUGCAGCCAAACACACAAACAGCUCCGCAGUCCGGUUUACAGGUAUCCUUAGAAUCAAGUCUGCCAACUCCCAUGCAGACAAGUCUACAGACACAGAUACAGAGCAGCUUACAGAAUCAAAUGCAGGCUUCUAUAUCUACAACAUCUAGCAUGGAUAAGUUUGAGGACCUGCUGGAAAGCUUACAGAAGCAGUGAGAAAUGUUUGAAGAAGCCUUGAGGAGGCUCUUCGUUAUGUAGCUGAAAGUUAUGUUUUGUAAAAUCAGCAAACACAAAGGCGGUGUCUUUGUGGCAAUGCUAUCAAUCUUG